AUGAUCCACGGGUCACCAACCGCCCAUCUCCCCCUGGCACCCGACUCCUUCAUAUCCCUUCUGAUACCAAGGAUCUCAGUCAAAAAUGGACAGAAGCAUCGAUCGUCGUCACUGCGGACACUGUCAUCAGUCGAUUGGAAGCGAGGCGUUGGUCGCAAUGAAUCGUCUCUGGCAUCCGGAACAUUUCACCUGUGCAUCGCCGCUGACAACCACGCCUACUGUGUCCAAUGCUUUGCUCAAAAGUACAAUCCAAAAUGUGCCGGUUGUCAAGAGACUCUUGUUGACACGUGUCUUCUGGCUCUCGACCGUCACUGGCAUCCGAGAUGCUUCACUUGCUCAUCGUGCAAUCGUCCACUUCCAAACGGCGAAUUCUAUUUGGUCGACGAUAAACCAUACGAUUUGGACUGUCACUGGGCGAAACGUCUCGAGAAGAGAGAGCAUAUGGAAAGAGGAGAGCGUUAG
This is a messenger RNA of Caenorhabditis briggsae, 462 nucleotides long. Lineage: Eukaryota; Metazoa; Nematoda; Chromadorea; Rhabditida; Rhabditidae. Gene Ontology annotation, biological process: muscle structure development; actin cytoskeleton organization. The transcript is spliced from 2 exons. Gene Ontology annotation, cellular component: stress fiber; Z disc; filamentous actin. The record is from RefSeq and is a predicted model, not a curated record. Bases 1 to 462 code for a protein of 153 amino acids. Gene Ontology annotation, molecular function: actin binding; muscle alpha-actinin binding.